GUCCAUCCUCAACCCCUUCCAUCUCUGUGCCUUUUUGCCUCAGAGGAGUGCAGGUUAAGGCUAUAGGGGCACUGUUAACGCAUCUGCCCCCUGCCUCCAAGGCCUUCCUCAGUCUCUCUUAUGGUUCCGCUGUGUGUAUAUAUAUAUAUAUAUAUAUUUUAUAUAUAUAAUUUGUGUGUAGAUAUAUAUGUAUUCUUUAUUAUGUACUUUUUUCCGCAGUUUUUCUAAAGUGCCAGAAACAAGAUUUGUGGGAAUUCUUUUAGUGAUUUUUUUUUUUUUUUUUUUUUUUUUUUUUGCAGAUCUUCUCUGGCCAGGGCUCGAACCCGCGUCUCCUGCAUUGGCAGGCAGAUUCUCAACCACUGCGCCACCAGGGAAGCCCUCUCCCAGAUCCUUUGUCCUUCAUCAACACAGCAACCACCAGAAGCCCUCCACCUUAAUACAACCCCCCACCUUUCCCCCAACCUCCAAGUCUCCUCCGUCUGUCCUCUCUUCCCAGGGCCCCAUCCCUCCCCAGUUAUCCACUACUUCCCAAACCCCAAACCAGCCCCAACCCCCUGAACUUCGUGAGAGUCUAGGCCUCAACCAAGGCUCUGUCCUCGAAAGGACCCCAGGCCCUUCAAAAGACUGUAGAGUUUCCAGAAACCCAGGCCUUACCCCAAAUCCAGGCCUCCACAAGAACCCAGGCCUUACCCGAGACCCAGGCCUCCACAAGAACCCAGGCCUUACCCGAGACCCAGGUCUCCACAAGAACCCAGGCCUUACCCGAGAGCCAGGCCUCCCCAAGAACCCAAGCCUUGCUCAAGAUCCAGGCCUCCACAAGCUUCCAGGCCUUACCCAAGACCCUUAUCUCUGCAAGAAUCGAAGACUUUCCCAAGACUCUGACCUUCAGAAGAAUCCAGUCAUUACCCAAGGUUCUGGCUCCCAGAAGAGCUUAGGUUCUACUCGAGAUGGACGUUUCUUUAAAAGCCCAUAUCUCCCCCAACCCUCUGGUCUCCACAAGAACCCACCAUUUCUCCAAACUUCUGACAUUCAGAGGAGCUCAGGCUUUAUGCAUGAUUCUGGAGUCUAUAGGAAUCUAGAACGAAACCAAGAGACUGUACUCUAUAAAAGUCAAGAACUCUCCCAAAAAACUGACCUCCAUAAUAGCCCACAGCCUUCUCAAGAUUCUGGAUGUUACAAGAGUACAGGUAGUGCCCAAGAUCCAGGAGUCUCUAGGAGUGCAGACUUUACCCAAGAUUCUGGGCCACAGAAGAGUCCAUACCUUGCCCAAGACUCUGGAAUCAACAAGAGCUCAGGCCUUUGCCAGGAAUCGGGUCUCCAUAAGAGCCCAGGCCUUGUGCAAGACCCUCGCCUCCAUAAGGGCUCAAGCCUUACCCGAGACUCAGGAGACUACAAGAAUCCAGGUCUUACCCAAGAUUCUGGAGUCCGCAGGAGCCAAGGCCUUACGCAAGAUUCUGACCUUCAUAAGAAUCCAGGCCUUACCCAAGCCACUGAAGUCAAAAGGAGAUGUGGCCUUACCCAAGAUGCUGGAAUUUACAGGAGCUCAAAACAUGCCCACGACCCUAACUUCCACAAUUACUCAGGAAUUAAUCGAGAUCCUGGCCCCCAUAAGGGUCCAGCCCUUACUCAAAACUCUGGCUCAUUCAACAGAUCAGGCUUCCAUGACAACUCAUGCCUUAUCCCAAAUCCUGGCCUCCACAAGAACCCUCUAGGAACUGACUCUGUCCAAGCUUUGGACCCACAUCAGACCCGAAAGUCAUUUAUAUCUGAGGCAGUUCCUCGAAAGGAGGAUGCAGGGCAGCACAUACCAUGGACUUCUGUCCCACCCAGUCAGAACUCCUGCUCUCCCAAGGCUCAGGUGACCUACAAUGACCUGCAAAUCUUCUCAGAGGUACCUGUGCUGAUUGAGCUGCAAUCAUCCUCCCGGCGAGCAGGCAGCCAAGAUUGGGUGUACCACCCCAUGGAUACAGUUCCUCCAGCCUGCCAGAACUAUCGCCAGAUGUCUACACCUCCCAAGACCAGCUGGAAGCCCUACCGUCCUGGGUCAGGCACCCGGCUAGGGCAUGGGGUCUUUGACGCCCGCCAGAGACAGUUCAGAGCGGCUAGGGACAAGUGCGAAGCUCUGUCUCCCAGGCGCCUUCACCGAGAGACAUCCAACAACUCACCGGAGACCAUCAAGGAGUGGGGUAUCAUUGUGUGAUGAGAAACUUAGAGAAAGAGGGGACAGAUAUGCAUGAGGGAUAAAGAGACAAGAGAAGU
This is a messenger RNA of Balaenoptera musculus (blue whale), 2259 nucleotides long. RefSeq lists its product as uncharacterized. Gene Ontology annotation, cellular component: cytoplasm. The record is from RefSeq and is a predicted model, not a curated record. The coding region runs from base 188 to 2200 and encodes 670 amino acids. Gene Ontology annotation, biological process: flagellated sperm motility; sperm individualization. NCBI's taxonomy places the organism in Eukaryota, Metazoa, Chordata, Mammalia, Artiodactyla, Balaenopteridae. The transcript has a single exon.